GAGCCAAAGAGUAGCAGAGACGCCUGAGACCAGAGAGGGUUUGGACUUUGGGAGUGGAGGAGGAGGAGGAGGAGGAGGAGAUGGAGAUGGAGAAGGAGAGGGAAAGAUAUGCUUACAUGGCGAGGCUUGCAGAACAAGCGGAGAGAUAUGACGGUGACUGCUCUUUUUCUCUUUAUUCGCCAUACCAAGCUUUGAAGAUGGUUGACUCAAUGAAGAAGGUUGCUAGAUUAGAUGUGGAGCUGACAGUGGAGGAGAGGAAUCUGGUGUCUGUUGGGUAUAAGAAUGUGAUUGGAGCGAGAAGGGCUUCAUGGAGGAUAUUAUCUUCCAUUGAGCAAAAGGAGGAGGCAAAAGGAAAUGAGAUAUAUGUUAAGAGGAUAAGGGAUUACGGGCAGAAGGUUGAGGAUGAGCUUUCAAAGAUUUGCAAUGACAUCUUGUCUGUUAUUGAUGAACACCUCCUCCCAUCCUCAUCAACUGGAGAAUCAACGGUUUUCUACUAUAAGAUGAAGGGAGACUACUAUCGAUAUUUGUCUGAAUUUAAAUCAGGGAGUGGUCGUAAAGAGGCUGCUGAUCAGUCGCUCAAGGCCUAUCAGGCUUCUACUAAUACUGCUACGACAGAUCUGCCACCAACUCAUCCUAUCAGACUUGGCCUGGCCCUCAACUUCUCAGUAUUUUAUUAUGAGAUAUUAAACUCCCCUGAAAGGGCAUGCCAUCUGGCUAAACAAGCUUUUGACGAAGCAAUUGCAGAACUUGAUACCCUUAAUGAAGAAUCCUACAAGGACAGCACCCUUAUAAUGCAGCUUCUUAGGGAUAAUCUCACGUUGUGGACCUCAGAUUUGCCAGAUGAGGGUGGUGACCAAUCCAAGGUUGAUGAACUUGAGGAAGAGAAAUAGUUGGGUCAGAAGGGUGAGUGAUUGUCCUGGGACUGUGUCAGGUGAGAAUGAAUGAGGCUGAGAGCAUUGAGAACCCCUUAGUUCCAGCACCAACUGGUUGACUCCUGGCUUGUAUUAUGUGUAACAGUGUGCUUUAGGAUUAUUGUGUUUUUCUUCUUUUUUUUCCCAUUUAGGCACAUCAGGUGAUUUUAUGUUUUCAUAGUGAAUUGUUUUUUGUUGGAUCAGCAUUACUUGUUUAAUUUUUAUUCCCUGGAUGAUGGUGACUAUCAAUGGAAAACUGGAACCUUC
Messenger RNA from Telopea speciosissima, 1178 nucleotides. Its product is annotated as 14-3-3 protein 7. The transcript has 7 exons. The coding region runs from base 81 to 890 and encodes 269 amino acids. Gene Ontology annotation, biological process: signal transduction. Lineage: Eukaryota; Viridiplantae; Streptophyta; Magnoliopsida; Proteales; Proteaceae. Gene Ontology annotation, cellular component: cytoplasm. The record is from RefSeq and is a predicted model, not a curated record.